This is a messenger RNA of Branchiostoma floridae (Florida lancelet), 1397 nucleotides long. RefSeq lists its product as uncharacterized. Lineage: Eukaryota; Metazoa; Chordata; Leptocardii; Amphioxiformes; Branchiostomatidae. The record is from RefSeq and is a predicted model, not a curated record.
CAGCCCAGGCCUGCUCAAGGGUGCGGCUAUCACCACUCCUACUAUCCUGCGAGGUACCCUUCCUACGGCCAGUCUAGCGGGGUUAGGUAAAAGUAUUGUUCUAACUAAGAUGCCAGUUGGCACUAAGAUUGGGCCCAUUGUCACAGGGAAGCCCCUAAGCUUUAUAACACAGCCUUUCCAGAUCCAAGGACAGAGUCAACUUCCAGGGUUUGCCACUGUGAUUGGCCAAGUGCCUGGGUUGAGUGUUCAGGGGGCAGGGCAGGGUCCUGGAACUGCUGCGGCUGGCCAGGCAUCUGCAGCAAGUGCCGCAGGACAGCCUCAGCCAGGAACACAAACCACAGCAGCUGCAGCUGUGCUGCAACAGGCACAGAAUAUGGGUAUAGCAGGGCAAGCUCAGCAGAUCCAGGCACAGUCUCCCUCAGCAUCAGGGCAGCCCUCUACGCUCCCUACACCCACCAUCCAGGCACAGACUCUGGCGUCACUAGGGCAACCCAGAAGUGGUCCCCAGCAGCCAGCGGUAUCAAUAACCGGACAUCACCUCUCCCGAGCCACUCCAACAUUUCUACCCUCGGCAGUAGCACAGUCUCUCGGAAUUAUAACAACACUCCCUCCAAACUUAGUCAUGACCAAGUCUGUCACAACCACACAUCUCACACCAGCCAAGAGUGUAGUGACUGGUGUGGCUGUGUCAGCUGUACCAGGUGCCACAAGACCAGCUGUAUCAGGUGCCACCAUGACAGCUGUGUCAGGUGUAGCACCAACAUCAGCCGCCUUGAGAAGCCCUGUGGCGACUACUGUACUUAGGGCUCAGCCUGCAACACUGGCAACGGCAAGAAGCCAGGCUCAACAGAAAUUGCAGGAAAAGAUUUUGAGCCAACUUAAAGCAUCUCAGUCACAUGACCAGUCAGAGAAGAAAUGAAUCACCGGUUUCUAAUUAACUUCCUUUAUUUUUUGUGGAAUUCAAUAUCAUAGAAGCACAGUAUUAUGGUACCGUGAAAAGUAGUAUUUUAAGAGAUUCCGUGCAAAUGUUCAAUUUUUUCACUGAAAGUAUUUGGGAGUGCCAAAGUGAUAUAAGCAGAUUUAUAUGUUUUCUGUUUGAAUUAUUUUUAGUCAGAGUUGUUUGUUUUUUUUGUCAUGAAAAUUUUACAACUGAGCAGUAUCAUAUAAAACACAGUUUUCCUUAAAAUUGACACUUACAUCGAUGGUAGGAGACCAGGUCGAGAUAAUUAUGUACUGGAAUAGUGUUCGAAGUUACAGUUUGAAUCUGAUCCAGAAUGACUUUUACCAACACUGAUGAACUUUCAAGUCAAGACAAUUGUUGUACAGCUUCAACUUGGCACUACUCACUGAUGCUUUUACACGAAAUGCUGAUACUAGCUUUGUAGUAGCUGUAUAGA